Messenger RNA from Halichondria panicea, 1971 nucleotides. Its product is annotated as HAUS augmin-like complex subunit 3. Bases 3 to 1865 code for a protein of 620 amino acids. Gene Ontology annotation, cellular component: mitotic spindle; HAUS complex; centrosome. The record is from RefSeq and is a predicted model, not a curated record. Lineage: Eukaryota; Metazoa; Porifera; Demospongiae; Suberitida; Halichondriidae. The transcript has 10 exons. Gene Ontology annotation, biological process: spindle assembly; centrosome cycle.
AAAUGGACAGUUCAAAGUUCACAGACUUUUCUCAAGAAUUGAAAAUGACCGUAGAUGUUGCCCAGUUGCAGUCAUCAUUUCAAGCCUCAUUAUUGGAGCUAGGGUACACUGGAAAUGUGGGCCAAUUGCCAUCAAAUUUAGGGCAAAAUGAGAAGUUAUUUGGCUUUGUCAAAGCUGUCACGGAAAGGUUGAACAGAAAACACCAUCUCACUUCAACAGAGACUGCGGAGUAUGAAAAGCUCAAAGAGUCCGGAGCCACCUUGAAGGGAGAAGCGCUGCAGGAAGCUGUGUCUCGGUUGAGUGGAUCAGGGGGUCAAAGGUCAUCAGAGGCGGUUUCCAAGGAGGUAGAGGAGCUCAAGUUACAAGUAGCUAGUGCCAAGAGUCAUCUGUCCACUCUCACCGCCGUUAAGGGGAAACUGAGUGAGCACUAUGCUUCUCUGGCCCACGAGCGAGAUGAUCUAGAGGCACAAAAGACCACUUGUCAGCGGCAACUGCAAGCAUCCAUGGAGAAAGCAGACCAAGACAAUGCUGAGCUUAACAACGCUGCCCAAGAAUUGGACUCAUCAGUCCAGUCAGUGUGUCAGUUCCACGGUGAAGACUCUAAACCACCCCCUGGCAGAUUCCUGAGCCAGGUAUCUCAAGAUGACUACUUUGCCUCGGAGAGAAAGUACCUCACAGAACUCACUGCAUACUCUAAGAAACAAUUCUUUGAGGGCAUAGUGAACAUGGUGUCUGGUGACUCUGAGGGUGGUGACCUGGACCUGGGGGACAGGGAGGGACUGUUGUUAAGGGGAUUCUCUCAGGAACAGUACCACGCCCACUGUCAGGAAUUGGCCCGAUUACAAGCUGUAUACCCAGUCACUGAGAUGAAGUACUUGAAUGCCAAGAUGGCUGAGCAGUACUCUGUAUCAGCAGCUGCAAUAGCAACGGAGAAUUUGUCAACCCUGAGGCAACCUGGCAGUCAGUUGGAACCAGCUGCACUAAGGGAACAAAUAUCUGUGAAGCAGACUCAACGCUCAGGACUCGAGUGUCAGAUUCAAGAGAUGUGCUUGACUGUGUUGCCCGCCCUCCUCAAGGACAUGGCCACCCUGAAAGUGACAACUGUCCUCCACGGAGACCACGACCUCAAACUGGCCAGACAGGAAUACUUCAACUCCAAACAGACAAAAGUUAUAGAGAGCCUCCAGUCUCAAAGAGCCCGUCAUGAGCUGCUGUCCAUGUUGUACGAGGUGGAGCUACGGAGACACAGGGAGACUCACCGCCUCCUCUCUGCCACUAAGAAACAGCUGGACAAAUGGAAGUCCAGCCGAGACCAAAGAUUGCUACGUAUAAAAAGUGCCACAUUAGUGGACUCUAGUGCUCCUAGACAGACUGUUGAUUCUGGUGAUACUUUCACCCAAACCGCCUGCGCUCUUCUUGGUCUAAGCUCUACUCCAGAGGCUCCAUUCAUCACCAUUGACUCACUUAAGGCUGCAUUCAAGCAGCUGGCCCAAAGACUAACCACAGCUGAGGAUGUACUACAAGCUAUGUUUAUGGAACAAGAGGAUUUGAUGGAAGAACAGCAUCAGCAUCAUGACAGCUUGGUUUACAGUGUAUUCCACAACUCAGAGAAGCCUGUGCUGACCAUUGAAGAAUACCAAGCUGAGUACAUUCGCCUAAAGUCUGUGGUGACCACAAUGGAAAAGAACAUCAAAGCUCUAUUGAAGCAGUUCGACAGUCACCGAAAGACUAUCAGUUCAGAUUCUUCCCUUACCACUGAGAGAAAACUAUUUGUUCAUUUCUUCAUAGACUCUAAUAAACUACACGAUGUCAUAGGAGAGAUUACCAAAAGAAUCGACACCAUUACAGCCACCAUAGAACAAUAAUAUUUUUUACAUAUUUUAUUAAUUGAUUUGUGAUGUACAAUCGCGACUGACCGUCUUGAUUUGAUUCAUUACAUUUUUUCAUCGAAAUAUUGAAAAUUAAUUAAUU